GUAUACUUCUAAUAACAUAAAUGUUUUCACCUCUCUGUAAAAAUAAAGAAUAAUCUCAUGAACUCUAAAUUUUUAUUGAAUCAUUUUUCCAUGUAUAUUAUUAGCAAAUGAUAAUUUAAAAAAACAUUUAUAAUUUUUGUUUCAUUGACAUCUAAUAAAAAUUUAUCUAUAUAUAUAUACUACUCCACCAAAGUGCUAGAAUAACUUUUGAAUUAUUUGUAUAACAACAAAUUAACAAAAGAUGAACGAUAACUACUUGGAAAGUUUUUCAUCAUUCUCUCGAAUUAGUAUCGGAACUUUUGGAGCAUGGCCAACUCAAAAAAAUGAAAAAUUAUCAAAAUGCUUAUUUAUUAUUAGUUUAUUUUUUCUUGCUUUCGGUGUAUUUAUUCCUCAAAGCAUUAGAGUGUUUCAAGUUUGGGGAGAUAUGGAUCGUUUGAGUAAUGUCUUAUGUGUAGCAGAACUACCGUACUUGGUCGCUUUCAUUAAAAUGAUCGUACUUUAUCGCAAUAAACAAAAAAUGUCAACUCUUUACAGUUUUAUGAUGGACGACUGGAAUAGAAAAAAAAGUAAUGACGAAUUAGAAAUAAUGAUAAAAAGUGGUGACAGAGGGAAACGAUUUUCGAUGGUGUGCAUCAUUAUGGGUCAUGCAACUGCCCAUUCUCGUAUGCUGCAAUGUAUUUUUGAAAACAUACCUAAUUGGAAUAGUCCAGGACAUUUUAAAAAUUAUACAUUAUAUGUUGAUUCAUAUUUUCCAUUUACAUGGAACUAUUAUCCAGCUUUUGAAUUAUUAUGUUGUUUUCAAUAUGUGGGAUCAGUUUGUGCGACAUUUUCUUAUUCUGGAACAGACAGUUUCUUUAGUCAAAUAUCUUUUCAUUAUACCGCACAAUAUUACAUCUUACGUAUGAGACUACUGCAUCUUAUUAAUAAUUUUAAUAAUAAAAAUUGUGAAUCAAAAUUUAAUGAAGAAUUUAACCGUAUUAUCAACAUUCAUUAUUAUAUUAAUAGUUGCAUAGAAAUAGUAGAAAGUACCUUCCAUUUGACCUUUCUUGUACAGAUACUGGCUUGUACAGUUCAAUUUUGUUUGUUAGGUUACUUUUUUAUUUUGUAUAUAAGUCAAGAAAAUCGUAGUUCAAUGUUAUCAGAAAUUCUUUUUAUAAUUGUAUUUUUUAUGUACAUAAAUGGAAAUUUGUACAUUUAUUGCUACUUAGCUGAAAUGUUACAAAUGGAAAGUUAUGCGUUUGCCGAGACGGCAUAUGAUACUGAAUGGUUUAAUUUACCUUCACAAAAAGCAAAAUCUCUUCUCUUACUUAUGCAAAGGGGUAAUAAACCUAAUGAAAUAACGGCAGGAAAAUUCGUCGUUUUCAACUUUCAACUAUUUGGUAGUAUUGUUAAAACAUCAUUGGGAUAUCUAUCGUUUUUAAUAACUAUGAAAAAGAACAACAAAUAAUCAUGUUUAAAAAGAUGGAGAAAAUUAAAUUAAUAUACUAGCUAACAAUUAUUAUUAUUAUUUACUGUAUUUCAUAAUAAUGUAAUUAUUGCAACAGUAACUAAUGCAGUUGAGUUAUUAAAUUUUCAAUAUUUUGCAUUACUUUGUUAUUCACUUGUCCUC
This is a messenger RNA of Leptopilina boulardi, 1609 nucleotides long. RefSeq names its product odorant receptor 4-like. Gene Ontology annotation, molecular function: odorant binding; olfactory receptor activity. The coding region runs from base 242 to 1447 and encodes 401 amino acids. Gene Ontology annotation, cellular component: plasma membrane. Gene Ontology annotation, biological process: detection of chemical stimulus involved in sensory perception of smell; sensory perception of smell. The transcript is spliced from 7 exons. The record is from RefSeq and is a predicted model, not a curated record. Lineage: Eukaryota; Metazoa; Arthropoda; Insecta; Hymenoptera; Figitidae.